Molecule: messenger RNA, 2369 nt
Organism: Gasterosteus aculeatus aculeatus (three-spined stickleback)
Lineage: Eukaryota; Metazoa; Chordata; Actinopteri; Perciformes; Gasterosteidae
Source: RefSeq, a predicted model, not a curated record
UUCUGACUCUUCAGAACUUUAUCUUCAACUCAAUGAUUUUCUUAAGCCGUAUGGAGGAGUUGUGUGUCGUUCAAUAGCUCGUCAGGGGAAGUGAGACAAAGAGUCCUUUAGAAGCAGAGUGCUCUGCUGUGCGUGUCAUUUUUGCAUGUGUGUAUUUGCUUUACUGACGACAGAGGCGCAGGUUCGGGCAGGGUGGGUGUGUGACGCUGUGUGGGUGUGAGGGGAGGUUCCUCAGCUCCAAGCUCUCCGUCAUUCAUACACUCAGGAGGUCCAAACACACACACAAACGCACACAAACACACACCGGGGGAGAGAGGAGACAACGGCAAGAGAUCAGCUGCUGAAGCACGAGGAGAAAAAGAGUGGGAGAAAAAGGAAAACAAGGAAGUGAAAAGAUGACAAUUGGCAAGAACUCCGGGAGAAGCUCCGUCCGGGCGCCAAAGUUCCUCGACAAAUCCACCGGCUUCUACGGUCGCCUCGAUGAGCCCGAGGCCGCCGGACAAGGAGAGGAGGCGAGGGGAGGAGAAGGCGUAGAGGAGGCGUGCAACAGGACGGGGGACAGCGGCCGGGACGGGAGUGUGGUGCACGUCUCCGGGGCAGGUGAGAGGGAGGAGGUCGAGGCGUUUGACCUCGAGGAAGGGAUGAUGGAGGACGACGGGGAGACUCUCCUCCAGAGGAAGCCCAGCCGCCGCAGCGGCAGGUGGAGAAGGAGCUCCAGGAGGAAGCAGAAGGUGGGGAGAGGCGAGGAGGGCGAGAGCCCAGUCGACCCGCCCGCCCCGGAGGACACCAGGGGGAUGGUCCCAGAUGAGAUGGCGGAAGUGAAGGAGACGGAGGAAGAGGAGGAGGAGAAGGCCGGCCGGGGGAAGGAGCCCGAGGUCGUUCACUUCCCGAUUCGGGAGGAUACCGAUGACCAGGUCCUGAUCCGAGACAAGAAGAGGGGGCGAGAAGAGGAAGGAGAGGAGGAGAGGAGGAUGAAGAGGGAACAAGAGGAGGGAAUGAGGGUGGUGAAGAGGAACUCUGUGAGGAAUUACCGCAAGGCCUUGGACCGAGCCUUCCGUCGGGGGUGGGAGGCCUUCAUCGCCAACCUCUACAGCGUCACGCUCACACCUGUGACCUCAUCAUCACCUCCGUCUUCUUCGCCAUCGCUGAAGAAGAAAGUGCAACACAACUCUGUGUUGGCUGAGUUUCAGUAGAUCCCGCGACCUUCAUGGACAAUAAAAUGCACCCUUUCUUGAUGUUGAGUUUUUCGAUGAGGAUGCGCGUCACACGUUAGAGCUCAGAAACCUCAAUUAGUUGUGUAAGUUACUUGUCAUCAUGACGUUUUACUGCCUCGUCUCAUUGUGGUGCACAUUAGUUUAAACUGCAGGGAUUCACGGUUGCUUCUAUGGUGAAGUUCUUUUUUUCGUGACUGAGUUCAGCUGCUUCUCGCUUCUCGUGUCCACCUUCGGAUUAAGCCUUAACAUCUGAGUUCCUCAAAUUUUUUCCACUACCAAGAGUUUAGAGUGCAAAUAAUCUUUGCAUCUUUGGUUUAGCGCUGUGAAACUUCAACGGUGUUGAUGUGCAACCAAAAAGAACAAAAAGGUUUGACUGCAUGAGCAAUGGCUGAUUAGUGGAGUUCGGUGAAGGAGAUUUCUUGCUGCCUGACAGCUAAUCAGUAAAAAGAGUAGAAAAAACACCCCCAUCUGUUUAAAUCUCUUAACGUUGGUAAAAAACAUAAGUUUCCCAGGAACACACAUGAGCAUACAGUUGGCCAGUGUUUGACUUCUUCACUGUGUUCUGAUGAAGGUUAUUUAACCUGAAGGGACAUUCAAGCAGAGUUUCUGCAUGUACGUGUGUGUGUAUGUGUGCCAAUAAGAAAGAGAUAUUUGAUAUUUCCGGGUUUGUAAAUCAGAGUGUGUUUCGAUUGUUACCGUUGAAGAUGCGCAUCUUGCUUGUUAGAGAAGUUUUACUUGCCUAAAACAUCAAUACAAUACAUACGAUUGUGCAAAGAAGACAUUAUAUAAGUGAUUUAAUAUAUUAAUUAUUUUCCCUUGUUACCAUGAACAUAUAAUGUUUACAAGAGUCCUGCUGUAAUUACCUUUCAUCCACUUUAUACACCUUUUGCAAACCAGACUGAAUAUUGUGGUUGUAUAUAAUGAUUAUUUAAAAAUGUCCCUUUUUAAUAAAAAUCCCUUUCUUUCUUAAUCAAAGCAUCCUCUGUCAUGAGACAGUCAAAGAAAGACUUUUAUGAAUGAAUAAAGACUUAAUUUAUUGUACUGGUCGUAUUUUCUGGUAUGGCGUUUAAUGCAGUAUGAAUGGAUCUCUCUGUAUUUUAAUUUGCUGAUGUCUGUUAUUGUUUGGAUGAGUUAGAAUAAAUAAGAUGUAAAAGA